AUGACAUCAGUGGACUCAAGCACUGCGACGUCAUCCAGCUCGCUGAUCAGCACUCUCGUCUCCAUCGCGAGCAGCACUCUAGAAUCCACAGCGUCCAGCACUUUCGCUUCAACCACUUCCGGUACUCUUGCAUCUACCGCGGCCAGCACUUUCGCGUCAACCGCUUCCGGUACUCUUGCAUCUACCGCAUCCAGCACUUUCGCGUCCACAGCGUCCAGUACUCUCGCGUCCACGGCAACCAGCACUCUCGCUACCAUGGCAACCACCAUGGCGUCCACCUUCGCGUCAGACGGCAACACCACCGAGCCGAUUCUUCAAGCCACUGAGCGCAGUCUCAGGGAGCUCAACUACUACUUUGACGCUCUCGUCCUCAACAUGGACCAGUUCUACCAGCUCGUCUUUGGCAUCAUGAUCCUGUUGUUGACCAUGGGCUUUGCUUUUAUCGAAGCUGGAAGUGUAAGGAGUAAAAACACCCACAACAUUCUACUCAAGAACUACCUCGACUCAUUCGUGGCAGGCAUUUCCUACUGGGCUAUCGGCUGGGCGUUUGCCUACGGUUACGGCAACGGCUUCAUAGGUUGGAAGGAAUGGGCGUCGUCCUACGUGCCCAACGAGAGCAUGUCCAACUACUUCUACCAGCUCAUGUUCGCCUCCACGGCCUGCACCAUCGUGUCUGGAGCUUUGGCUGAGAGAUGUGAAUUUAUCGCUUACUUGAUUUACAGUUUUCUGCUAACUGCCUUUGUCUAUCCGCUGUGUAGUCGAUGGGGCUGGUCACAGUACGGCUAUCUGCACAUCGGCCACGACUUUGAUAUUGAUGGCAAGAUCAUGCAUGUCAAAUACGAGGAUUUUGGUGGUAGCGGUGUGGUCCAUUUGGUAGGCGGGACAUCAGCUUUCGUAGGAGCAGCCAUUCUCGGGCCUCGUAUUGGAAGAUUCCACAAGGAGACCGGGGCUGUUAUUCCAAUUCGCGGUCACUCAGUCCCACUUGCUGGGCUUGGUGCCUUCGUCCUUGUGUUUGGGUUCAUGGCCUUCAACGCCGCUUCAGAGGGUCACAUCACCCACCCCGGGGACGGGGCCGCCAUCAGUAUGGCAGUCUUCAACACGGCCAUCUCCUCCAGUAUGGGGGCCUUCACCUCCAUGUUUGCUCACAAGGUUGGACUCUUUGGCCACCACUGGAGUAUUCUUAGCGUGAUCAACGGAGCUUUCGUUGGCAUGGUGGCAAUCUGUGGUGGGUGCAACUCUAUGAAACCCUGGGGUGCCGUCAUCGUAGGUUUUGUCGCCGCCAUCGUCAUGAACUGUAUCGAGGUGCUACUACAGAAGUGGAAGAUUGAUGACCCUUUGAAUGCAGUCGGAGUCCAUUUUGGAGGUGGUGCCUGGGGUGCUUUAAGUGUGGCCUUUGUCAAAUAUCCCACUGGUAUCCUAAUGGCCUGGGAUAAGCACUCGGGAUGUAUGCUGGCCUGGCAAUUGGCAGGUGUGUGCACCUUCUUUAUCUGGACACUUGGAACAAUGACCAUCGUGUUUGGCUCUCUGCGACUUCUGGGUCUAUUUAGGGUCACACCUGAAAUGGAAAUGAAAGGUCUGGACAUCCCCAAGCACGGAGAGCCCGCCUACCCACUGGAAGCCUACGGACACGGGUACUUCGAGAAGAUUCUGGCCGUGGUUGAAAACGGUCAACUGUCUCAGGUGGAUCAAGGAUACGACAGCGGCAUCUACGUCAAAGACGAAGGUCCUUACGAGCACCCAGAGGUCAAGGUCAUGGGCAUACACCACGUGAACAGGGUCCCUUCCAUGAUCGAACUGGACUCCAUCAACAAGCUCAAAUCGGUCAAAAACCCGGAGCAACUCGAGAAAAUCAAACGAUCCAUCUCAUCGGCGUCGCUGUCACCCUCAUCACCCACCACCAAGGCGGACCCCAAGUUUAACUGGGGCCCGGGGCGUAUCCUCUCCGAGCACGGGUACGUCAACAAGGGGCUGGAUCUCCACGGGGAGCCUAACAGCGGGGUGCGUUUGGAGCAUAUGGAGAGGACAGCGCUGUAGCGCGUUAAAAAAAAGUUAAAGCCGCGAGUUCGAAUUUUUUUUUUCAAUGUUCUAUUGUUGAAAGUACACAUCACUGUGAUUACGAGAUUACCAUGUUUGUUUGGUUGGAUUUUUUAAAUAUAUAU
Molecule: messenger RNA, 2159 nt
Organism: Physella acuta
Lineage: Eukaryota; Metazoa; Mollusca; Gastropoda; Physidae
Product: putative ammonium transporter 1
Biological process (GO): ammonium transmembrane transport; ammonium homeostasis
Cellular component (GO): plasma membrane
Molecular function (GO): ammonium channel activity
Source: RefSeq, a predicted model, not a curated record